Molecule: messenger RNA, 8782 nt
Organism: Bufo bufo (common toad)
Lineage: Eukaryota; Metazoa; Chordata; Amphibia; Anura; Bufonidae
Gene: SFXN5
Product: sideroflexin 5
Exons: 14
Coding region: 45-1109 (354 amino acids)
Biological process (GO): monoatomic ion transport; citrate transport; mitochondrial transmembrane transport
Cellular component (GO): mitochondrial inner membrane
Molecular function (GO): monoatomic ion transmembrane transporter activity; citrate transmembrane transporter activity
Source: RefSeq, a predicted model, not a curated record
CGCUCCUCCUGCUUCGUUCCGGGAGCAGCGGCUGCAGCCUGGAGAUGAGGGCAGGAGGAGCAGGGGACUCCCCGGCAGCACUACAACUCCCGGCGGCCGCCGCGGCGGGAGAGACCACUGCACCACGGCGACUGGACAUGGCGGCCGAGGACCCCCCCUUCGUCCUGGGGAGACCGCGCUUCGAGCAGAACACGUUCUACGGACGAUUCCGCCACUUCCUGGACAUCAUUGACCCGCGCACGCUCUUCAUCACUGAGAGUCGCCUUAAGGAGGCUGUGCAGCUGCUGGAAGAUUACAAGCAUGGAACGCUGCCCCCUGGAGUCUCGAAUGCAGAACUCUGGGCGGCUCAGAAGAUAAAGCAGGCAAUCAUCCACCCGGAUACGAAUGAGAAGAUUUUCAUGCCUUUCCGAAUGUCAGGUUAUAUCCCCUUUGGGACCCCCAUAGUUGUGGGUCUUCUGCUGCCAAAUCAGACCCUGACAUCUACAGUCUUCUGGCAGUGGUUGAAUCAGAGUCACAACGCAGGCGUCAACUAUGCAAAUCGCAACGCGAGCAAGCCUUCUCCCACAUCCAAGUUCAUUCUGGGAUACACUGGAGCUGUCGUCAGCGCGGUCUCUAUUGCAGUCGGCCUUAAUUCUCUGGUUCAGAGGGCAAAUAAAUUUUCUCCUUCUACCAGACUCUUCAUCCAGCGAUUUGUGCCAUUUCCAGCUGUUGCCAGUGCCAAUAUUUGCAAUGUGGUCUUAAUGAGACACAGCGAGCUGGAGGAGGGCAUCGACGUGCUGGACAGCAGCGGGCAGACGGUCGGCUCCUCGAGAAUAGCUGCCAAACACGCUCUGCUAGAGACAGCUCUCACCAGAGUGGUGCUCCCCAUGCCUAUCCUCGUUCUACCUCCCAUUAUAAUGUCUGGACUUGAAAAGACAUUGUUGCUGCGAACAUAUCCAAGACUGACCCUCCCCGUGCAUAGCCUUGUGUGCCUUGCUGCCUUUGGACUGGCUCUCCCUUUAGCCAUCAGUCUCUUCCCCCAGAUGUCUGAGAUUGAGACCUCACAACUGGAGCCAGAAAUUGCGAUGAACACCACCUCUCGGACGGUGGUCUACAACAAAGGAUUGUAAGCCAAAUUUGGUCACCUCAGCACCGAGCAAUGAAGAAAAGUCUCCCUGCUCCCCCCUUCCCCGUCACUUACCACAGAGCAAGGAACAGACGAACACCUGAACUCUCCCUCGUUCCCGACAGCUGGGGAAAAUUAACACAUUUACAGAACUAUCAACUCUCCGAGGUAGAAGAGUUACUGGAUUCAUGUCUUACUGUUGCUAAGGGGGACUAGAAAUAGCACAAUAAUGUGGUACCAAUAAUUUUUUUUUAAAAGCCAUCAUUAGAUUACAAAAAAUAUAUAUGAAAGAAAAAAAAAAUUCCAUAAGAUCACAAUCACUGCAUGAAAAGGGAAUGAUUCAUCCAAUUAGCCUGCGUAACGUCACCCAGAUCAGCGUCAUUAACACACGUCACCUCUAGAAGAUGAAUCUUGAUGAUGCCGCUAGACCAAGUUCGAUAGAUAAGCCUGACUAUACAACACAAAAAUCAAAAGGAAUAAAAUGUAGUUCCACAUCCAGCACCAGCGUGACGUUACACCAUAGACUUUGACACUUAUGUAGGACGUCUUCUACAGUAUGCCUUAGUUAACGAGUUCCACGUGGCUCAUACUAACGGUAUGUGAAGCGUAUUCCAUAGAACUUAGGUUUAGAUACAUUGUGAGUUAUGACUUGAGUUCAUAGCUGAAAUUUACAGUUUCGUCACUUACCGUAACUUGCGUUCAAUAUCAGUAUUUUCAGUACGGGACUACUGGUUUCCGUGGUGCCAUUAAGUAUGUUGACAAUCUGGGCAGGAACAAUUAAUACAAAGUCUAAAGCUGGUCAUACACAUUUGGUGGACGUUGGCCGAGCCCACCAAUUUUGGCAAAAACCAGACAACUAUUGUUGUGUCCAGGUUCUCCCCCAAUUGGACAAAUCAGGGGGGAAGAAAAACGUUGAUCAUUUAGAUGGAGCAAUCAUCGGUACGGCACUUGACUAGCCAAUUUGUUGUGCAGUCGUUUUGGCAAAUACAGUUUGAAAGAUGCCUUUUCCUUGUUUGUUGACUGAUCACUGGACAUGGUUUUCGAAAGCGUAAUCGAUUGCCUGAUCUUCAAGCCGUGUAAAAAGGCCUUAAGUUCUUGUGGGAGAUAAGCCAUUGCCAAAGAAGUUUGACAAUGGCUUAUUCCUAUCGAAAACACAUGCUCACUCGGCCAAGCCCAGGUCGCAUGUGUACGGGGGAGAGGAAGAAAUGCUAUUGGCCAAACAAACAUUCAGCUGUCGAGGGGGUCUGGGCACCUAAAAACAACCACACCAGAUCCAGUUAAUAUUAGUGGCAUCUGUUGUUAAUCUUACAUGCAUGACCACAGCAGACCUCAGAUUAUCAGUAGAUGUCACCAGAAUUAGCAGAUAAAUAUCUCAUGUCUAUGGCCAGCUUUGCAAUAGAAUAAAAUCUAUUGGACAUACUGAUCUAUCUCUAACAGAGACAGCAGAAGAGUGAAGGGGGAGAUCCGCAGGCAUGGAAACCAGUUAUGGGAUUCUUUCUACAUCUAAAGGAGGCCAUACACAAUAGAAGUGUAACAUCGAAUGAUCAUUUUAGCUGGGCAACGUCUGAAAACAAUUCAGCCAUGUUUAGAACAACUCCAAUGGCCAGUAUGGUCCCUAAGGAAGUAAACUAGAAAGAAUCUAUAAUGAACCGUAUGGCAGAUAUUGUCUGGAGAGCGAAUUGUAGCAGAACAUUGGAUAUAGAGUCAUAACAGGCGAAUGGUGGACCCCUUCUGCUGUAGAUGUAACAGUGUGGUCUCUUCAUUGCUAGCUUUAGUUAAAAAUGCAGGAAGAAGUUAAGUUCCAUUUAUUAACUUUUUUUCUGUCUGGUUCACAUAUCUCACCUUUUAUAAUAUACCUCAAUAUACUAGAUCUCAUAAGCUGGAGAUCAUCUUACUUAAUCAGGUUUGAUUGUUAUGUGUCUAACCAUCUCUCACUUGGUGACAUCUUACUUGACUUGAUACUACCAGGCUAGAUUACUGGAGACCUCACUUGGGCAAAUCUAAUUAUAUUUCACUAAAAAGAUCGCUACUCAUCCAGAUGGUCAUUGUUUCUUCAGAUUACAAUGGAAGAGAUCUCUUCACUUCCAUAUGGUCAGUAAUUCUUCAUAUUACGCCCGCUGAGAUCCUUUCACAUCUAGAUGGUCAGUGUUUCUUCAAAUUACACUGGAAGAGAUCUCUUCACAUCUAUAUUGGCACUGAUUCUUCACAUAUGCCAGUUGAGAUCCUUUCACAUCUAGAUGGUCAUUGUUUCUUCAGAUUACAUUGGAUGAGAUCUCUUCACAUCUAGAUGGUCAGUGUUUCUUCAUAUUCCACUGGACAAGAUCUCUUUACAUUUAGAUGGUCAAUGUUUACUCAUAUUAACCUGUAAGAGAUGUGUUCAUAUUAGACGGUCAAAGUUUCCUUAUACUACACUGGAUGACUGUCUAGAUCGUCAGUUUCUUCAUAUUACACUGGACAAGAUCUCUUCACAUCUACAUGGUCAGUGUUUCUUCAUAUUACAGAGGAUGAGAUCUAUUGACAUCUAGAUGGUCAGUGUUUCUUCAUAUUACAGAGGAUGAGAUCUAUUCACAUCUAGAUGGUCAGUGUUUCUUCAUAUUACAGAGGACGAGAUCUAUUCACAUCUAGAUGGUCAAUGUUUCUUCAUAUUACACUGGACAAGAUCUCGAUGGCCAAUGGUUCCUCAUACUACUUGGAGACUUCCUCACAUAUCAUAUCCUCCUUCAAAUUCUCUGUGGAUUUCGUUUACAUUAUGUUGGCGUCCACUCUAUCACUUUUAAGAGAUUCUGAUUUGAUAAAUGCUGAUCCCAAGGGACCUAUUUUAGGGCUUUGGCUUUAGGAGAAGUAGCAGAGCUAAAACUUGAUAAACAGUAAUAUAAGUAGAUGUCUAUUACACAUAAUCUUCUCACCCAACUUUUAGCGUUGCUUAUUUUCCCUAUGUUCUGAAGAAAAUCUUUUGUGUGGUGUGUAUGCACUAACCACAUUUUCUUGUGCAGUCAUUGGUCAUCCACCAGUCAUAAGUUGGGUUGAGAACAACUUUUGAAGAAAGUUAAGUGCUGUAUUUCUCAUGUUUUACUGACUGAAUGAUUGAAUUCCAAUGACAUUCUGUUUUGUGUUGAUUUUAUCAAGUCACAGAUGAUGUGACGAUGAGAGGAGGCUUGAUUUUUAACUGUCUUACAAAUUAAUUAUGAUAAUUGAGAAAUAGCGCUUGGUGGGUAAACUGUGAAUGCAAUGGUUAUAGUGAUGCAAGAUACAUUGCUAAUUUAUCCAGAUCAAAGUGAUGAAAGAGAAUCCUUUAUAUGGGAACAUUUAAGGUAUUAGAUACAUUCUGGCCAAUUACAAUGAGACUGGAUGUUCUACUAAUGUUCUACUUCCCCUACCCAUGAAAGUCGGACAGUAAGGAGGAAUUUGUGUCGGCCAUUCUAGGGAGUAUGGCUAUUUUCAAAGUGGGGUAGUUGGCCAACUGAGAAACAAUGCCCGUUGGUGGCAGGUCCACAAACCUUGGUACAUUUUCCCAGCGAUCUUUAACAUUGCCAGGGCAUAACACCAUAGCAUAAUUUUAUCACAAAGCUCCAACCAUUUUCUGAAAUUUCAAGCAUAUUGCCACAGUGUAGUAUUAGUAUUGCCAUGUUCUGUCCAUGUGUUCAUGGAUGUCAUCCAAAAGCUUAAAAGCUUCUAUAAACAUUUUAUAUCACUAAUGGAUCAGGAUCAUAAGACAGUGAGAAGACUAUGAAAUUGGGUUCUGUUCGAAGGUCUCUACCAGAGUUGUAGAGCCAGAAGUGUUUUAAUGUAGGAAAAGUAAUUGGUUCCCAAAAGAUAUAAGCAAUGACGGCUUUGUGCACAUUCCAUUAAUUGCUAAUUAAUUAUUCUGCCCUGUUUAAUGAGGCAGGAGAGUCUGAAAACAAGAGCUCUCCACCCCACCACACCACCACUUAUUGUAGGACAGGGAAUUGAGUGUAGCUGGUAAUGACAUUACACCCAUGCUAUAUAAUUAGAGAACAGACCAAUGAACCACAAGUAAUUGAUUCUUAGUACAUUAAUUAAUGGAAAAAAAUGAAGAAGAGGGCAAGUGAUAUGUGAUUAUGAUAAUACAAGGUCAUGUUACAUCAUACAGCAGGGCAGCCCUCAUCCUCCGGGAGCUUAGAGCGAUCUGUAGUACAAUGGGUGGUUUUAUUCCAAUGUUCUGCCCGAACUGUCAGCCUUCCAAAUUUUUAGAUAACUCCGCCUAAAACUGGCCAAACCCAUUUGGAUAAAAUACUAGUGUUCCCACAUCACCUGGGAUCAUGCGCUCUCUUUCCAUUGUCCUCCAGUUUGGGCCAAGCUGUAGAACAAUGUCCAAUGACUUCUCCAUUGCCGGUAGAGAAAUGACUGUACUUGUUUGGUUGUAGGUGUUUCCAGUUCCUUUGUUUAGCACAUGUUCCAUUAAGUUUAUGCAUAGUUAUUCCCAAUCUCCACUUUGGAGCUAAUUUUUCCAAACUUUGAGAUUGUAGAUGUCUCCACUUGACCUCUAAACCUAAUAAUUGCUAUAUUACAUCGGAUAGUGUGCUCUGCUGUACUGCAGAACAUCUUGUCCAAUCUUCACUGUUUGUUACACCACAAUGAAUGUCGUAUUUUUAUAAUCUUCUAGAAUCUUAGCCAAAAUCACCUGUUAAGGAUUUAGAUGAGGUGCUGAAAGAAUUAUCACCAAAUCCACUGAGUUCAGUCUGACAGCUGACGACCUAAUGUGUAUGAGGGCCUCCUAACGAGAAGGAUUGGGCCAUUGGAUAUGCCCUACCCUUGUGUUCUCGGGAAAAUAAGCCACUUCCAUAGGCAAUCUGUCAACAGCUUACUUCAUCUCCAUUGAGAGCUUGGUACACUUAGCCAUGCAUGUAUGUGCAUGGGAGGUUGGGAGAAAUAGCUCACCAGCUAUCUAAAAUGUAUGGCCAACGCUAGACUGGCCCUAAGUACCCUUUCAGCACCUGGCCACCUCGGUUGACGUCAUGCUAUAACCAUUGGUGAAUGAAGCCAUGUUCAAUGACAUUUUCAGAUUGUCCUGACUCUUUUCUUCUGCCUAUACAUGAUGACAGGUCUCAUGUCGCCUUUCAUACUGUGGUACUCUACAAAAGUUUUUUUAGUUUUUUUUAAAACAAGGAUAUUUCUUUGAUGUCCCAUUAAGCUGUCAUUAAAGGGGUUGUCUCAUCCUAGACAUUGGUGGCAUAUCACUAGGAUAUGCCAUCAAAGUCAGAUAAGUGUGGUUGUACUUCUGAGACCUAUAUCUGUAUCUCCAGAACGGGACCCCCAAAGUGUGCGUAGAGCAGCGACCCUCCACUUCCGAAAACAGCCGAGCGUGCUUGCGCAGCUUUUUUUGAAACUCAUAAAAAUAAAUAGAGACGGGACCGCACAUGCACAGUGUGUUCUCCUUCACUUUCGGGCACCCGUUCUGGAGAUGGGUGUGGGUGUCAGAGGUGGGACCCGUAUCCACAUGACUUUGAUGCCAUAUGCGAGUGAUAUGUCGUCAAAGUCUGAUAGGACACAACCACUUUAAGUGGUCCCUUGCAGUACCAAGCCAAGAAUAGUGAGACUCCAUUAUACAUGGGGUGACGUUUUAUGCCAGUGCCACAUCAUAGACUAUGGAUGCCCAUACACCUUCACUUGCUACCAGCCAACAGUUAUCUCUCCUGACUCUCAACUUGGCUUAGUGUGCAUGUGUUUUCAGUGGGGAAAGAGGAGAAAGCCAAUGUCAAACACAUCUACUGGUAGCUAAUUUCGCAGGAGAACAAAAGGAUCGGGCAUUGAAAGCCAAGGCACCUAAUCCUUCUGUCCCUUGCCAUCAUCUGUCUGGGAAGUGUUGGGAGCUCCCCAUACACAUUUGUUUGUCGGCUGACAGUAGUCUCAGGAUGGUGCUACACAACGAUCUUGAGUGCGAAAUAUGUAGCGUGUAGCGCGGCUGUUUUUUUUUGUUAUUCUGGGGUCGAGGUCGCAGUAACUUGUGAGGCACACUGCAACCAAAUUCUGUUCCAUGGCUUGAUGUCACGGUCAAGAUUGCUGUGUUAGACCAAGCGUAAUGUGUACGUGGGACAUGACAGAGAUCAUCAAGGAGAAUGGACCAAUUUGACCUGGAAUUUUCCAGCGUCUUCUCUGGUACUUAUAAGAGGUUAUUUUAUGGGUGUACCCAGCACCCUAAUAUUAAUGUCCUGGGGGCAGGUUUGGUAUAAAGCUAUCAUUGAUAAGUCAUUGGUGGCAAUUUAUAAACUAUUAACACAUUUGAACAGAUUCUAUAAAAGUAAAAUUAGCAAGAAAAAAAUAAACAUUUCUUGGCGUUUUGUUAUAGACGGUAGUUGCAGCUCAUCCGGCCAUUACUUACGGCAACACGUCUGAUCUCAUAUAGGAGCAGGUGGAACACCCUUAUGGAAUAACCCGAAAACCUUGUGCUAGGUGUCCUCACUCCAUUAUAUAUUGCACCAUAACAUGCCUCUCAAGCUCUCUAUGGGCUGUAUAGAUAGGGUUUACAGUAAUCACCUGGAGGCGGCCAUUUUGUUGACUGUAUCAAUAUCUAUUACUUGUCAGUUUUCCAGUAAGUUAUGUCUUUACAUUAGAGCAAUUCUCCAACAUUCUGGAUUUUUUUAUCCGUAGACAAAGUCUUAAAGGGGUUUUCCAGGUCUAAGCAGGUACCGCCGACCCACCUUAAUUACACGUAACACUGUAGAAGAACGUUUGUGAUGGAUUCACAGUUCUGAAGUUGCGUGGAUCAGCCUCUCAGGAACCAGUAAUGUGACACUUCCAGGCUGGGCUUCGGAGAGGCCAUCAUUUCCUCUGUGGACAGAACCGUUCCUUUCUCUGGCACGUGCGCAAAUCCCUGAAUCCACCUCGUUUGCACAUUCCCCAGAGUGGAGAAUAGUUCUGGCCCCAUCCACAGCAGAAGUGACAUUGACAGAAUCAGGAUUUUAUAAGAGGAGCGUCACGUGCCGAUACCGCAACAACUAGACGAGGCGAGUUAUGUGUAGGUAAGGUGGGUUUGUGGGACCCGCUAGGCCCUGGAAUACCCCUUUAAACUAUGGCUACCUGCCACAACUAGGGGUGUAAUUCAAGUGUCAACACCAGCACACCAGGUGCUCCCCCUAGUGGUUGCACGUGAGAACCAGAAUGGUAAUUUUUGCUUCUAUGUCUGUGGAGGGGAUUUGAAGCUCUAUUAGAGACAUGGAGCUCCGACCAAUAUAAAGAUAUGAAAUGAUUCAGUGAUGUCGCUGGUCUCAAGGAAGUUUCUAAAAGUGUCUCUCACCUUUUUUUAUAUUUUAAGUAUGAAUAUGGGUUGAGGCCACAGAAUGGCAGCCAUCCAUGUGUUUAGUCAAUUUAAUGCCAAAAUCUAGCAAAUCGAACUAAUCAUUGUGCCAAAAAUGUAGCGUUAGACUUGGACUAUAGUGAGAUAUAUAAGAGGUAACAGAUUUGUAUCAUAAAGAUAUAUUACAGAACAUAUAGAUAUCUGCUAUCUUAGAGAAAGGAGCCAUUACAAUGUCACGCUGUCUCGGAAACGCCAGCGGGCCGUGGGCAUCUGCACGCACCUUAUAAUCUAGUUGUGUGGCAGGCAAAAUGUUAUGUCUUCCAACUGACAAGCACAUAUACCUCUCAGAUGUAAAGCAACUUUUUAUCUUUCACAAAUGUAACACUGAAAUAUAUAGAAUAAAAGAACAUGCAUUAACUUGA